Molecule: messenger RNA, 2322 nt
Organism: Striga asiatica
Lineage: Eukaryota; Viridiplantae; Streptophyta; Magnoliopsida; Lamiales; Orobanchaceae
Source: the annotation of a GenBank genome assembly
AUGUCCUUGGGCUAUGCAGCGCUGGGCCUACCAAAGGAAACAGACGCAUCAAUUAGUUUCCCGCCAAGACGUCCUCCGGGGAAAAAACCCAUGCCCACAAUUUCCAACCGCUUUUGCUCCCUUCUUAAAAAAUGCUGCGAGAACCAAAACCUCAAACAAGCCAAAGAGCUCCACGCCCACAUAAUCAAGAAUCUGAUUGACCCUGAAACUUUCCUGCUAAACAACCUCAUCAAUGGUUAUAACAAACUCGGCACCCUUCUGUACGCCCGCAAUGUGUUCGACCAAAUGCCCAGCCCAAACAGCUUCUCUUGGAACACCAUCCUCUCAGCCUACUCGAACAACGGGGACGUCUCGAAAAUGCGGGAAAUUUUUGGCUCGAUCCCGAUCAAAGACGGGAUCUCUUGGAACUUGAUUAUUUCGGGCUACAUGAAGCAAGGGCUGGCCGAGAGAGCUCUACAGGCUUACAGGUCCAUGCUUAUGAAUGGUCCUGAAUAUUUGAACCGGAUCACGUUCUCCACCGUUAUAAUAAUGCUUUCGAACAAGAAUUGGGUGGAUUUGGGUGUGGUUGUUCACGGGCAAGUGAAAAAAUAUGGGUUCGGGUCAUAUGUUUUCGUGGUCAGUCCUUUGGUGGAUAUGUACGCUAAAUGUGGUUUGAUAAACGAGGCCAAACGGGUUUUCGACGAGUUGCCGGAAAAGAAUGUGGUUAUUUACAACACGAUGCUUAUGGGUUUCUUGAGAAGUGGGAUGAUAAAAGAGUCGAGCGAUUUUUUCGGGAUCAUGCCCUCGAAAGACUCGAUUUCUUGGACGACGAUGAUUACUGGGUUAACACAGAAUGGGAUGCAUAAACAGGCGCUCGAUUUAUUUCGGGAGAUGAGGUCGAAUGACGUGAGUAUGGAUCAGUUUACAUUCGGAAGUGUUCUGACUGCAUGUGGGGCUCUUUCGGCAUCGAGAGAAGGGAAGCAGAUUCAUGCGUAUAUUAUCAGAACCGAUCAAAUGGGGAGUGUAUUCGUAGCCAGUGCACUUCUUGAUAUGUACUCCAAAUGUCGAGACAUAAAAAAUUCCGAAAUUGUUUUUAGGCGGAUGAGGAACAAAAACGUCGUGUCCUGGACAGCCAUGUUAGUAGCCUACGGUCAAAAUGGCUUUAGUGAAGAAGCUGUUCGGAUUUUUUCCGAGAUGCAGAGGAAUGGAGUGGGGCCCGACGAAUUUACUUUGGGUAGUGUUAUAAGCUCGUGUGCGAAUCUUGCCAGCUUGGAGGAAGGUUCCCAGUUUCACGGGCAGGCGCUCAUCUCAGGUUUGAUUUCCUUUAUUACAGUCUCGAACGCGUUAGUUACCUUGUAUGCUAAAUGUGGGAGCAUUGACGAGUCUCAUUUGUUGUUUAGCGAGAUAGAGUUUAAGGACGAGGUUUCUUGGACUGCUUUAGUUACUGGCUAUGCCAGAUUCGGAAAAGCUAAUGAGACAAUUAGUUUGUUUGAGCAAAUGUUGGCAAAUGAUUUGAAGCCAGAUGGAGUCACGUUUGUUGGUGUACUGUCCGCUUGCAGUAGAGCUGGAUUCGAACAAAAGGGCCGUCAUUAUUUUGCGUUAAUGGUGGAAAAAUAUAAAAUUAAGCCAAUUCUCGAUCACUAUACUUGCAUGAUCGAUUUGUACAGUCGUGCAGGGAAUUUAGAAGAAGCCAAAAAAUUUAUACUUGGAAUGCCUUGUCAACCAGAUAAGUUCGGUUGGGCCACAUUGCUGAGCUCGUGCAGAAAUCGUGGUAAUAUGGAAAUCGGAAAAUGGGCUGCCGAGUCUCUUCUUGAAUUGGACCCACAAAAUCCAGCUGGCCACGUUUUGCUGGCGAGCAUUUAUGCUGGUAAGGGAAAAUGGGAUGAGGUGGCGAAAUUAAGGAAAAAUAUGCGGGAUAAAGGCGUGAGGAAAGAACCGGGAUGCAGUUGGAUAAAGUAUAAGAACAAAGUUCACGUUUUUACGGCAGACGACAUGUCGAGCCCGUUUUCAGGUCGAAUAUGUAAAGAACUGGAAAAUAUUAAUUUGAAAAUGAUGGAGUUGGGAUAUGUACCGGAUUUGAAAUCUGUUUUGCACGAUGUUGAGGAUUCGGAAAAAGUGAAGAUGCUGAGUCAUCACAGUGAAAGGCUUGCUAUUGCGUUUGGUUUGAUAUUUGUUCCACGUGGACUGCCGAUUAAGGUGGUGAAGAACCUGAGAGUGUGUGAUGACUGCCAUAAUGCGACCAAGUUCAUGUCGAGGGUUACUGGGAGAGAGAUUCUAGUGAGGGAUUCUGUGAGGUUUCAUUUGUUUAGGGAUGGGAAGUGUUCUUGUGGGGACUUUUGGUGA